Molecule: messenger RNA, 1056 nt
Organism: Chenopodium quinoa (quinoa)
Lineage: Eukaryota; Viridiplantae; Streptophyta; Magnoliopsida; Caryophyllales; Amaranthaceae
Exons: 3
Coding region: 242-499 (85 amino acids)
Source: RefSeq, a predicted model, not a curated record
CUAAAUUAAAUGCUCCAACUCAAUUCCAAUUACACAUCAUUGCUUUGCUGUGCUUACCACCAAUACAACGAUUUUGACAAUGAAAAGCCAUGAUAUUUCCUACUAAUAUUGCCUUUUUAUCUCAUCUUUUUCCUAGCUUUUCUUCUUUUUUUUUUUUUUGAGGAAAUCUAGCUUUUCUUCUCAUGCUCUUCUUACAUACCUAAAAACCAAAUAUUUGUAAAAUUAUAAAUCCUUUACGUCAAUGGAGCCCAAUAAGUAUUCUAGAGUUUUCGCUAUUUUGAUCUUUUGUCUUUUACUCAAUCCUUACAUCAUUUCAGGGGUAGCAGAAAUGUCAAAAGUAAAAGAAGAAGAUGUAUAUGAGAUUGAUUAUAGAGGUCCGGAGACACACUCACACAUUCCACCUCCAGAGCGAUUUAAAAGAAAUCCAUACAUACAUCACAAAGUUGUGACAACAUCUAGGCAACCAGCUGCCAUCAAUAUUAGGAAAAUGGGAAAGUAAGUUGCCCAUCAUCAAUGCAAAGGGAAAAUAGAUAUAUAUUUGUUCACCUUUGGUUUUAUAGUUUUCUUCGAAUAUAUAAGAAUAAUGAGUUGUAUCUAAAUUUAUCUUAUGUGAUUCAUACUAAAGGCUUUUUAUUUUAUAAAACUCUCGUCUUAACAACUAUAUAUAAUAAUGCUUUGGAUUCAAACCUUGUAAUGGUUGUUAUAUUACUUCUAUGUGUUUCAAUUGUUUGGGUAUAGCCUUAAUUGAAAAACAUACAUUUAGAAUUGAAAGAAUUGUUGAAAAAUAAUACAAAUUUUUAACGGUCCGCCAAAAACAAGUUAAUCUUUUGAUUAUUUUUAAAAAUACAAACUUUAAGGGGUGUCCGCUUUAAACAAGAUACUUUACCUACAACAUAUAUGGGCGGUUAACUUUUUUGUUUUUUUUUUUUACAAAAUCGUUUAACAAUAUAAUUUACUUUUAAUCAAAACUUUAAGCAUGAACAAUUUCUCAUGUAACUCUUAAUUAAAUAAAUCCUAACUAAAUAAUUAAUUAAUUAGCUCCUAUUGUUAUUAUUA